Messenger RNA from Marmota monax (woodchuck), 2730 nucleotides. RefSeq names its product interleukin 1 alpha (gene Il1a). The record is from RefSeq and is a predicted model, not a curated record. Gene Ontology annotation, cellular component: extracellular region. Gene Ontology annotation, biological process: immune response; positive regulation of immature T cell proliferation in thymus; cellular response to lipopolysaccharide. Gene Ontology annotation, molecular function: cytokine activity; interleukin-1 receptor binding. Bases 441 to 1358 code for a protein of 305 amino acids. The transcript is spliced from 6 exons. Lineage: Eukaryota; Metazoa; Chordata; Mammalia; Rodentia; Sciuridae.
UCCACCUCUGGCUUGGGCUGCUGACGCUCAGACUAACUUCUAUAAAACUCGGGCCUCUUCCUUCCUUCUUUUCUUGUCCUUCCCUGGUUUGGUAUGAGGGCUAGAAUCACAGUCAGGUUCCAGGAAAAGACUCUUGUUUUACUGAUGGGGAACUGAGGGGCAGCCAAACUGAUCCCUGGGAGGGCGUCUGAGACACAGCUGUGUCUUCCUCCGGGAACCUCAGCUCUCAAAAACUAUAGGAGAAAACUGGAAAGUUUUCCACUCUGUCUCUGCCCUGGAUUUGCAUUUCAUCCUCAGGGGUUUUUUGUCUUAAUCCAUCUGAGCACUGAGUGUCUAUCCUGGGCCGUGCACUGGGUUGGGGACAAUAGGAAUACCAAGAGGAAUAGGACAUUCUCCAGGGAGCUUCCUGUUGAGUAGAGGAGGCAGGGGCGUAGAAGAGGAUGCAGGAGACUGAGAAGAACGGGGGAAACCUGGCGGCCAGCUCCCCACCGAGGGCCAGGGCCGGAGGCUGGUUGGCUGACAGCACCCUGUUCUCUGUUGCAGAAGUCAGCAUGGCCAAAGUCCCUGACCUGUUCGAAGACCUGAAGGACUGCUACAGUGAAGAUGAAGACUACAGCUCCACCAUGGACCAUCUGUCUCUGCAUCAGAAAUCCUUCUACACCACGAGCUACCACUCACUUGGUGAGACCUGCGUGGACAAGCUGAUGUCUCGGAGCACCUCAGAAACCUCAAAGACAUCCAAGCUCACCUUCAAGGAGAGCCUGGUGCUGGUGUCUGCCAACGGGAAGACCCUGAAGAAGAGGCGGCUGAGCUUCAAUCAGCCCAUCUCCGAUGACGACCUGGAGGCCAUUGCCUACGACCUAGAAGAAGAGCCCAUCAAGCCCCGGUCCGCAUCUCGCCUCCUCCAGAGCAACGUGAGUUACACCUACAAGAGGAUCAUCCAAAAGGAGUUUGCCCUGAAUGACCCCCUCCAUCAGAGUAUAAUCCAAGACCCGACAUCUCAGUACCUCAAGGCUACGUCAUUAACUGACCAGGACCAGGAAGUGAAAUUCGACAUGGGUGCCUACAUUUCAACAACAGAGGAUUCCAAAUUUCCAGUGACGCUAAGAAUCUCUAAAACGCAUCUCUUCGUGAGUGCCCAAGAAGAAGACGAACCUGUGUUGCUCAAGGAGAUGCCAGAGACACCAAAAACCAUCACAGGGAGCGACACCAACCUCAUCUUCUUCUGGGAAAGUCACAGUGACAUGAACUACUUCACUUCGGCCGCCCAUCCCGAGCUGCUUAUUGCCACAAAGGAGGACAGUGUGGUGCACAUGGCCAGGGGCCUCCCCUCGAUGACAGAAUUCCAGAUUUCGUAAAACCAGCCUCCGCGGUGGGGUUCACUCCUCUGUGAGGUGGUGACAGUCCGUAUGUACCGUGUACAUGAAGGAGUCGAAUUCUUUACUCUCAGUGACGUGCUGAGAAUGGGCUGAGCCUUUGUAAUUCUAAAUGAAUGUUUACCCUCUUUGUAAGAGAAGCACUGACAUAGGAGGCUAUUUGUUAGUUAGAGAACACCCUAUACUUUGCAGAGUACCAGUCAUUUUAAUUAUUCUUCUUCAUAACAUUCUUAAGGAGAGCCACAGGGCUACUGACUAUGGCUACCAAAAAAGAUUCUACCCACAUUACAGUUGGGUUAACUAAGGCAGAAAAAAACACAGCAGCACUUGGAAUUAGAAGCCACAGACCCAGGACUUCAUUCCCUCUAUGUCCCUUCUGCUUCCAAGUUGUUCUUGGACCCUUAAUCAAAUAGGAAAAGUUUCUGGGACCUCAGUUUUAUUGUUUUCAAGAGAGUGGGAAUAAACAGGCACAGGGGUGCACCCCAGUAAUCUCAGCCAUUCAGGAGGCUGAGGCAGAAGGAUCUCUAGUUCAAGGGCAGCUUCAGCAACUUAGCAAGACCCUGUCUCAAAAUGAAACACAAAAGGCUGAGCAUGUGGCUCAGUAGUUCAAUCUCCAGUACCCUCCCCACCAAAAAAAUAGUUAAUUAAUUAAAAGGUUUUUUAAAGGGGAGGAAUAAUACCUUUAUCUUUCUGCCUCAAUGGUUUUUUUAAUACGAAUCAGUGAGUGAGGUCCUUUUUUUUUAGUAAACUACCUCUUGAAGCUGGGCUUAAGAAAGAGAGACCUUGGAAUGUUAUUUAUGAAGUAUUAUUUAUAUAUAUGUAUGUGUCUAUUUAUUAACAUAUUUAAGAUAAUUAUAAGUUAUUAUUAUAUUUAUGGCCACUCCCUGCUUCCUCGAGGUAUCCUCGGCAGCAGCGAAGGUCCUCAGUCUGAGUUAGGUGUGGUUACAUCAGGACGCGCUGGUCCCGGCUGUGCUUUUCAUAGCCACACAGCCCUGCAUUCUAGUACCUGGGAGCCCUGUAAUUAUGGUAAUAAAUUUAUAUUUAUUAUCCUGUGUGUGUGAGCUAAUAAUUAGGCUGGUCUUUCACUCCUCUGCCCUUCGCCUUGCCUGAGCAUUCUCUAUCUUUCAACCUCACCUGUCAUCAAGUCUCACUACGUAAAACAGGAGGAACUCAGCUUUGGCAACCACAAACCCAAUGUUACCUAAACUUUAUUUUCAGGACUACAAUUGACAUUUCUAUUGGAUUCUAAAAAUUGUCAUCAAAUUAUCACCAUGCUACUACACUAUUAUCUCUAAGAACGAUUGAUAUCUUAUUAUCAAUCAUAAUUCAAUAAAGCAUCAAAUUUGAUCUGAGA